Vicia villosa (hairy vetch) is the source of this 1878-nucleotide messenger RNA. RefSeq lists its product as uncharacterized. The coding region runs from base 156 to 1607 and encodes 483 amino acids. Lineage: Eukaryota; Viridiplantae; Streptophyta; Magnoliopsida; Fabales; Fabaceae. The transcript has 3 exons. The record is from RefSeq and is a predicted model, not a curated record.
UCAUUUGUCAUAUGCCAUUCAGAUCUUAGGGUUUUCUCUCUCUAUCUCUCUGCUCUGCCCCCUUUUAUCGCCGCCACAGAUCUAUCUUAGGGUUUUCUUGCUUCUUCUUGAAAUCAAUCAGAUUCUUCAAUCGAAGACACACUCUUUCAUCGAACAUGUCUCGAUGCUUCUCUUUCCCACCUCCGGGGUAUUUGAGGAAUACCGAUACCUUGAUCGAAGAAUCGAUUAAGAUCCAAUUGGAUACGGAGAAGCCCAAUAAGGACAGGACGGAGAAAAAGGACAAGAAGGAUAGGAAUGAGACUAAGGAGGAGAGGAAGUUGAGGAAGGAGAAGAAGAGGGAGAGGAAGGAGAAAAGGAAAAGGGAGAAAGAAGAAACUAAAAAGGACUCAAAGCUCAAGCUUGCAGAUGAAGUAAAGAAACCAAAAGACAAUGGGAAGUUGCAAAAGGGUCAAUAUUAUGAAAAUGAACAUGUUGAGAAGAGUGAUAUUACAGAGGAACUUGACAAGCCCGUCUCUUCUCCUCAAGAGCCUUCCUCAUCUGACAGCUCUCAAAGCAGCAAGAGGAAGAGGGACACCUUGUUAUCUAGUAAAGAUCAUGGAACUGGCAUUAGAAUUCGACUUCCAUUGAGGAAACAUACAGAACCUGAAGAAGUUAAGCAAGUGUUUCAAUUGGGUUCAUCUUCAAGAAGUGUUGGAAUUUCAGAUUCAAUUACUCAGGAAACAAGAAGAGUUCAACGGCCACUGCAGGGUGUCACAAAAGUUGAGAACACAAAUCAACUCCCUGUAAAUUCUGCGUCUUGCAGACUACCAUUGAAGAAAGUUGAGACCCCAAAUGAGCUAGCUGGAAUUUCUGCUCCCCAAGUUAGCAGGCCACUACUGAAAAAAGUUGAAACUCAUUCUUCCUCCCAAGUUUGCAGACCACCUCAGAAAAAAGUUGAAACUCAUUCUUCCUCCCAAGUUUGUAGACCAACACAGAAAAAAGUUGAAACCCUCCUCUCUGGAAAUUCUGCUUCCCAAGUUUGCAGACCACCAUUAAAAAAAGUUGAAACCCUUCUCCCUGGAAAUUCUGCCCCCAAGGUUUGCAGACCACCAUUGAGGAAAGAUGAGACCCCAAGUCAGUUCAAUGCAAGUUCUGCUUCCAAAGUUUGCAGGCCACCAUUGAGGAAAGAUGAGACCCCUUGUCAGCUCAAUGUAAGUUCUGCUUCCAAAGUUUGCAGACCACCAUUGAGUAAAGAUGAGACCCUUAAUCAGCUCAAUGUAAAUUCUGCUUCCAAUGUUUGCAAAGCAUUGAGUAAUUCGGUUCCUGUUGAUGCUCCUUCCAAGCCAUUGAAGAAUUUGGUUCCUGUUGAUGCUCCAACAGCAAAUGAAACAGUUGACAAAGAAAGUCGAAGGAUGGAAUCUUUAUAUAACUCCUUACUCAACAUUCCGCCGAUAAAGUAUGAUUGUUUUGAUUCAGUUGAUGAAGAUUGGUUAUUUAGAACAGAGUCUGUCUCGAAGAAACAGAAGAUUGAUGAUGCCAUCCAGUGUUCAAAAUCCGUAUGGCCUCCUAGGGCUCAAUAUAUGCCUGAGAUUGAAAUGUAUGCUUUGCCAUACACAGUUCCAUUUUGAUUCAUAUGGAAUUUUUUUUGUAGGCCGUAGAGUUAGCUUUUUUAGAAGCCAGUGUUCUGCAAUAUUGAAAGAACUCUGCAUUAUUUUUUCUGAACAGAAAAACAUCUAUAUAGAUCAUUGUGGCACAGAAUGAGAUACACAUAUUAUUUUGUCAACAUGAUUGAUUAUUGAUGUACGUUUUACUACUAUACCUGAUCCCAGCAGUGGAAUUGGGAGAAUGUCUUGUACAUAAUGUGAAAAAAUACAAACUUUUUAUUCAUUUAUUAUUUCA